UGUUAUCAAUUAGAUUUUUUGCUAUCACUACUAGAAUUUUCUCACCAAACACUGAAAGUACCAUUUCAACCAAAGAUCAAGUCAAGAAAACAACUCAAACCAAACAAAAUAAAAAUCAAAAUAGUAGUAUUGAGUCUUUAGAAAUAAUCCCCCUAAAGCAAAUGUGCAGAGACUUCUUUUUUUGUUUCUUUUUGUUUCUGGACACAAGAGUGGAAAGAAAAGAAAAUGAGUUCGAAUGGCGAGAAGAGGAUGAUGAAAAGGUCAGAUUUUGCGCAGAAGUUGUUGGAUGAUCUUCGUGUGCGUAAGGAACAGCUUUCAGGGUCUAAGAAUUGCCUGCCAACAGAUAGCUAUGCAUAUUCCAACAGAGGAUGUAAGGGAUCCAGAGCAAAAUCUACAACAUUUCAAGAACUCACUAGCAGCAGCAUAGAGGCUUCAAAUCAGUUAGUACCUUAUGGAAAAGGACGGAGCAUGGAGAAAAUCGAUCUUUCAAAAGCAUUAGCAUUUGCACUUGAGAAUGCUGGGAAAGCUACAAGAGGAGAUCCUUCAGGGAGUGCCUCAAUCAUUAGCUUCUUGCAUGAAGUAGGAAAGAGAUCUUUGGGAGAAAGAAGAAGCAGUCAAGUUUUGGUGCAACAACAACAACCUUCCUCAAGCAGUCCCAUGAUUCAUGUUCAUAUAAAAGAGAUUUCAAAGGGAGCUCAAAAACUGAAUCAGAUCAUUAAAGCAUAUAGCAACGGCCUCAGUUUUCGUAAAGGGAGGUACUCAAUACAAUGCGGUGAACAACUCAUGGAAGGUGCUAUUGACUUGGAACAGUCUCUUCGUUUGCUUGUAGACAUUCAACAAGCUUCUGAGUACACAACGAAUAAACAGAGAAAAAACAGAAUCAAGCUGCUUGAAGAAAAUGAUGAUGAUGAGGAUCAAGAUGAUGCUCAUAACCAAAAUUACCAAAAGAUCAAAGAAGUCGCCAAGGCAGAUAUCGAGAUGAGACUAUUGGCACUUAACUACCAAGAGGAUAAUAAGAAGAACAAACAUAGAAGAACAAGUAGUUGUGGAGAUACAGAAGAGAGAUCACUAAAACCUCAGAAAGGAAGGAUUCCAAGUGUUGUUGCCAAGUUAAUGGGAUUAGGAGAGUUUCCAGAAGAUGAAAAAGAGACCAACAACAAAAACGUUACAUCCACUAAAUCUGCAGAGAAUCUCACAAGGCGUAGAGUAAUGCAAGCUAGUGCAAAUCUUGUUGAACAGAAGGCACCAAGGAAGUCAACAUCAUUGGAUUUAGUAGUACAUAAAGAGACUCAAACCGCGAGUGAGAUGAACUACAAAGCCAAGUCUCAGCAGAAAGAUAGAGAGAAAGAUGAUUCAAUUUCAAACAGUAGAAAAAGAAGCAAAGUUUCAUACAAGAAGGAUGGAGAAGUGACGACGAAAAAUGUUGUCAGAAGGAACCCAUCUCCAACAGAACAUAAGCAUAAGGUUGUCGCAAGGAAGCCAUUACAGAAACUUAGUUCUGAGAAGAAACUAAUAUUUCAUAAACCUGAGGAAGAAGAGAGCAUUAAGAAAGAGAGGUUUCAGCGAGAAUAUAGCGUAAAGACCAAUCAGUCACCAAAACUUAUGAGUUCAGUGGAUAUACAAAAGAAGCUAGCACGCACAGUCACAGAACAUGCUAAAGCUCCAAGGAAAAGCUUUUGUCAUGUUGAAGUAGCACAAAAGGCAAGAGAAGGAGAGGUUCAUAAAGCCAAGAUCCGUGAGAAGAAGAACCAAGACAUAUAUAAUCAGAAUGAAGGAUUGUGCAAAGUAAUGAAGCGACCAGAGAUUAAGAAAGCAGAUGGAAAACAAGAUCAGUUACUCAGAAGUGAUGAUGAAUGUAACAAGACGAAGGCAGAAGCAGAGACAUACAUCAAAAAUUCUCAUGUUUCAGGUGUUGAGGUCCAAUCAUCAAACAAAAGUACUGUGGAAGAACAUAAGAGAGGGAUCAAAGAUGACUCAAUUCUUCUUAUUGCCGCGGAGAGAGUCACAUGCCAAGCUCCAUUAGAAAAUCAUCAUGGGAUUUUGUUCACGGAUGGGAUAGAUCAACAAGCUCCAAUAUCAAAGUUUAAUGGAAAUUCAGAGAGACUACCCGAGACAAUAUGUAAAGGAACCAAAGGGGAGGUAGAAGCUGGUUUACCUUUGUUGGAGAAGCGACAAGAAAAGCGGACACAAGAAACCACAGAGACAUUGUCUGAAAAUGAAAUUAACCUCAAGAAAAUAUUUGUGAAAAGCCAACUAUUUCUAGACACAGCAAAGGCACUUUUCAAACUCAACAUUCCUCCAAAUGUCUUUCAUGACGCCUCCGUUGAAAGCAAUUACUAUCAAGAAGACAAGAAUCUAAUCCUUGAAUGUGGCUUCGAGCUAAUGAAACGGAAAAGGAGAUUUCAAGAGUUAAGUGUACAUCCUUUCGUCAAGGUACCCAUCAGUUCCUCUAAAGUAAACUCAUUGGACCAUCUUAUUAGACAAAUGAGCAAAGAGUUAGAGAAGCUGCGAGCCUACGGUAGGGAUUACAACAUAGGAUCACAUGUUGAAGACUACGUGUUGGAAAGAGAUGUUCACCAUAAAGACCCAAACUUGAACUCAAUGUGGGACAUGGGUUGGAACGAUUCCAUGCUCGCCUUCAUCGAGAAAGAUGAUGUUAUGAGGGAUAUAGAGAGGGAAGUCUUCAGUGGACUCUUGGAGGAGAUAACAAGAGAUCUUAUAUGCAUAUAGCCGAGACUCUUCUUUCUCUCCUCUCCGAGUCAAAAGUGAGCUCUUGUUACGUUUUAGGUGAUCAUUAUCUUCAGCCAUUCUUCCACAUCGUUAAUGUUUUGUCUGAAAAUGGUUUUUUUUUUUUUUUUUUUCUUAACGUUGUGUGAGCAAAUGAUAUGGUAUGGAAAUUGAAUCGAUGGGCAGAGUGAGAGUCUUUGUGUACUGUCAAUGCGAUUGAUGUAACAACUAACAAAAAUAGUAGAUUCCUAGGUGUACC
This is a messenger RNA of Camelina sativa (false flax), 2986 nucleotides long. RefSeq lists its product as uncharacterized. The record is from RefSeq and is a predicted model, not a curated record. NCBI's taxonomy places the organism in Eukaryota, Viridiplantae, Streptophyta, Magnoliopsida, Brassicales, Brassicaceae.